AUGCUUCACAGCACCCUUCUUCAACGCUCCUCCCAAAGAGGGGCAGCCGCUCCCCUACGCCUCCCUUGGCGGGCCCAAGCGCCGGCCACACAGGCCUCCGACCUCAGCCAGGGCCUGCCGCCUCAGAGAUGCCCUCUUUUCCAAGAGCCACGCGCUCUCCCACGCCGCCAGCUCAGGGCCCCUUUCCUUGGCCUCCUUCCCACACCCCGUGUUGCUGCGCGCGCACAAACGCUGCCCUGCGGCACGGGCACUGCCGUCAGCCUCCCCCGUGCACCCCCGCCUCCAGACCCCUCCUCAGCCUGCACGCCUGCCCCUCGCUUCCUGCCUCGCACUCUCCGGCCAGUCCCACAACACACACACAGCCCUCCACCCCACCCCUCCCAAGGGCCCCCCAAAGGGCAACUCUCACUUCCCUCCACCUGCCCACCGCCCUCCAACACCACCCAGACUCCCCCUUCACCGCCACGCACACUCUCUACCCCUCUUACCCCACUGCCGCGCCUUGCUCACCUCUGGGCAAACAACAUCCACUGCUCUCCCCUUGCCCCAUGCGGCCGCUCAGCUCCUCGGCACAAGCUCCCACUUGCGGCCCGGCAGCAACACUUGCCCUCGGGGAACCCCAAACACACCCCCACACCUGCCUCCCACCACCUCCUCUAG
This is a messenger RNA of Struthio camelus australis, 660 nucleotides long. Lineage: Eukaryota; Metazoa; Chordata; Aves; Struthioniformes; Struthionidae. The record is from RefSeq and is a predicted model, not a curated record.